Molecule: messenger RNA, 3520 nt
Organism: Centruroides sculpturatus (bark scorpion)
Lineage: Eukaryota; Metazoa; Arthropoda; Arachnida; Scorpiones; Buthidae
Product: GAS2-like protein 1
Exons: 5
Coding region: 158-2290 (710 amino acids)
Biological process (GO): actin crosslink formation; regulation of microtubule polymerization or depolymerization; microtubule bundle formation
Cellular component (GO): actin filament; stress fiber; microtubule plus-end
Molecular function (GO): cytoskeletal adaptor activity; actin filament binding; microtubule binding
Source: RefSeq, a predicted model, not a curated record
GCAAUGCGGUCACAUGUAUCUCAGCCGACAUAGGGUUUUUAUUUGGCGUAAAGCUAGUUUGUCAACUAGUUAGCUGUGUGUUUCGGUACGAGGUGCACCUCUCCCUCAAAAUGACAUGGUUAGUGUUUAGUCGUGCACCUUUCUAACGUAACGGAUUAUGAAGGGAAUUAGAAUGGCCGCAGACGACGUGGAUACUUGUCCAUCCGGCGGUGGCGAAGGGCUAGCCAUCGACGAUCUUCAUCUCCUACGCCACUUAGAACCUAGGCCCUUCCGGCCCUUCAAAUCAAGCGAAGAAUAUCUAUACGCCAUGAAGGAGGAUUUGGCCGAAUGGUUGAAUAGCCUUUACGAUUUGGACAUCAAUGUGGACAAUUUUAUGGAUCGUCUAGAGACCGGUGUUAUACUUUGCAAACACGCUAAUCAUGUGCUUCACAUGGCACGCGAUUGGCACAAGGCGGGUCACAAUGGGGUCAAUAUGCCCAUCCCCGAUAGGGAUGUUGUCUAUAGGACAGGGGUCAUGCCCGGCACUUUCCACGCACGCGACAAUGUAUCGAAUUUCAUCACUUGGUGCCGAAGUCUAGCCAUCAAGGACUGUUUACUCUUCGAAACGGAAGAUCUGGUGAUGCGUAAGAACGAAAGGAGUUUCAUACUAUGCCUUUUGGAAGUGGCGAGAAGAGGUGCCAUGUUUGGCAUGCCUGCGCCGCUACUGGUGCAAAUGGAACAAGAGAUCGAUGCGGAACUUGCUAAAGGUGGUGCCGACUCGGAUGGACACGAAGCCGACGACGAUUCGGAUACCUAUUCCGAACCCAGGAUGCAAAUCAUCACUAAUGAUUUGAGAAGCCUGCACGAACGGGUUGUGGAUCUGCUCAAUCGAUGUACCUGUCCUUCGCAGUUUCCUAUGAUUCGGGUGGCGGAUGGCAAGUACAGGAUUGGAGACACCAAAGUGCUCAUCUUCGUUAGGAUUUUAAGAAAUCACGUGAUGGUGAGAGUAGGCGGAGGCUGGGACACCCUGGAGCACUACCUAGACAAACACGACCCGUGCAGGUGUCGUUCGGGCCACAGGUUUUCGACCUCGGCCAAGCUGAGCAUGUCGCCUGGUAAAUACGGCCCCCAGAUGCAGGUCACGUAUAACAGAUCGACCACACCAGGCCUGGGCAGGGGCGACAAACCAGCAAGCGUUCCGACAUCUCCCCAAGUUCGUAGAAGAUCUUCACAUCAGGAAAUGGACAACCGAGAUUAUCCAGUUCGGGGUCCUUCCCGAAAUUCCCAUUGCAGCGACGAUUCUUCGGCUUCCAGCACCAGCGUCCACACUAGGGACGACAGCCCCACGCCACGAAUCAAGACCAACGGUUGCCCCCACCCCAUGUCAGCCGAAAGCUCUUCGGAAGUGUCCGAAGGCGAGGGUCGCACUCAGGGAAGGCGUAGAAGCGUGCCUCGAAAGAUCAGCAGAGGGAGCGCCGAUUACGAAGAGGACCACCUGAAUUGGAGGUACUCUCAGGGCUCUAGACCGUCCUCUCAAGACGCUAGUUCCAUCGAAGAGCUCAGUCACUACACGGGUCGAAGGCGCUCCACCUGCGACGAUAACGAUGCAAAGAUAUUCAAAUCUCGCAUACCCUGCUUGGAUCCCCCCGCCCGGAAGCUCUCCUGCUACCAGAAAGCUCAGAGUUCGGAGGACCUGUAUACCAUUAGCUACGGUGGGCGUAGAUCGGAUCACCACUACAACAGCUACUCCAGAGGGGCAUCCCCCAACCAGAGUCCAGUUAAGGGUAGGAGGGCAUCGACGGGUACCGGUUCAAUGCCCAGGAGCCAGUCGCAGACAUACGACGAGCUCGACGACAACCCCGUCCUGUCCAGACAGGGCCCGGGCCGGUACUCGUGCCGAAAUCUCAGAAUGACCGAGCAGCGACCGAAGGUGGAAACGGGCAACAAGACGUGGACCUUCAGGCAGCGCUCCCCGCGCCCCAGCGUUGUCAGGGAGACGUACAGGCCACGGAAGAGUCCCGCAACCACCCCCAAAGUGCGUUCCCCCGAAAACCCCACCAUAGCGGUGAGCAGCCCGGCGAGGUCCAAGCAGAUAUCACCCCUACUCGAAGAGAUGCUGAGGGACGAUAACUUGGACUCGGACGAGAAGAUCCUCGAGAGGAUGGAGCUGCUCAUCAAUCAGUACAAGAAAAAGGUGGAGAACGGGAAACCGGGACUGGAAGACGAAAGCGAUCAGCGAAAUUACUCCCCUCGCAAGGACUCGAUGGGAAUGUCGCCAUCCAAGAUACCUCUACGAACUUGGCGCAAUUGAGAUGCCUCAUAAAAUGCCUCGACAAUCCCAUUAAGAAAAAAAAAAAAAGAAAUAAUCCAUUUCUUUCGUUUAACCGGUUGUGAUCCGAAAAAUACGCUAGGUGUUGCUCUCCACUGACCUUUAUUUUCCUCCUCUUCUUCCUCCACCUCCUGCUCCUACUCUUCCUCCACUAAUAAACAAGUAGCCAUGCCAUCCGUCGAGCUUCUGUGAUGAAUUAGUACCUGCUAAGAAGCAAAAAAAAUAAAACUAUUUUUCUUUCAGAAAAUGCAGUAAAGUUUACAAGAAAAAAAACGCGAAACAGUAGGGGGUGCGGGGGUGCAUGAUCGCUAAACAACGACUCGAUGCUCCCUUUUACACCCUUCGUCUAUGUGAAUAGCCCCAACGUUGCAACGUGCGUUAAUGAAGUAACUCACAUUCCAUUUUUUGAUAAUUAGCGUGUGGGGGAGCUAAACAAGCCCAUUGUGUUUAGUCCCGACCACACGAGUAAACAAAAGGAACCAUUUUUUUGCAUAAUUUUCGAGAACAAAACGUGUUACGACAGGAAAACGAGCGAGAGAGAGAUAGAGAGAGGAUGCCAUUCGAUGAUUUCGCAUGUUUCUUUUGCCAAAAAAUAAUAAGUAUGAAUGGUUGAUGUACAUUUGUGCAAUGUUAAACCGUACAUGAUUGGUUUCUUUUUUAAAUCUUUUGUUUUCGUGUACGUAACGAACGUAACCGAAUUAGUAACGUUGUAUGAGAAGUUUUUUAAACAACAGGAAAAAAAAGCACACACACACACAUUCCGUUGGGUAAAGUUAACGAAGGUAAGGUACCCAAAUUCUGUUAACAUAUGCGUAACAUAUCCUAAAUUUCGAAGCUUAAUCAAAAUCAAAGUAACGUCACGGAUUAGUUAAAUAUGUUAAAAUGGUGAGCCGGUGUGUGUUUUUCAAUGCCACGUGACUGUCAACCCUCUGUUACGUUUGUUUGGUACGUAUCUGUGAUAGGUGCCUUACCUUCUGAAGCUGUUACUGAUCGGUUUCAACAACAAAAAAUGGACAUUUACAAGGUUUUUUCGCUAUUAUACAUAAGUUGUUACGAUCAAAAUGUUUUCAACUAGUCAAUUUUUGAUGAGUAGUGUUAAUAACGAAAUUUUUGGAAGAUUUUUCAAAUGGGACGUAACUGUUUCAAGCCACUUUUUUUGUGUUUAUAUAUAUAUAUAUAUAUAUAUGAAAUGCCUGUUACCGAAGAGAUGAC